AUGGCAAGCAGGUACGACGACGACCUCGCAUACGGAGACUACUAUCACGGCCAAGGUCAAGACGAAGGAGGCGAGCGAGGCAUAGUUGGAGACAUCUAUAAACGCUUUCGAGGAAGACAGUCCCAGCAGCAGCAACCUAACGUCCCCGCACCCUACAACCCUCAAUCAUCGGAGGAUCCAUAUCAGUACCACUACCAGCCUCAGAAGCCCACAUCAAGCGGCGGCAUGUCCUUCCUCUUCGACAAGCUGCACGGCGCUGUGCACGGAGUUGGCGCCGAACUCAAAGACAGAUUGGCUGCCCGCGAAGAGACUCAUGGACACACACAUCCAAGCGGGCAAUGCAGCGACGGCACCCACGACCACCACGCGGAAAACCGCUUCCACAGCUUUGCUCCACAGCGUGAGGGAAACGAAAUCAAGUGGUAUGUUGACGCUUGCGGAUACAUGUGGGCCGUGUCCAUAGCACUGGAGCAAGCCAGGGAAUCGAUAUGGAUUCUGGACUGGUGGCUGUCGCCGGAGUUGUAUCUUCGUCGGCCUCCGGCGAAGCAUGAGCAAUACAGGGUAGACCGAAUGCUGCAGGCUGCCGCCCGGCGAGGAGUCAAGGUCAAUAUUAUAGUCUACAAAGAAGAGACGAAUCCGCUGAUCGCUCCGCCUGUUACAGUAUCGUCCUCGCACACCAAGCAUGCUCUGGAAGACCUACAUCCCAACAUCGCAGUCUUCCGGCACCCUGACCAUCUCCCGGAUCGCCAGACCAUCGCUGCCGACUUCUUGGCGUCAUUCCAGUCAAUGAACCUCACCGCUGCCAAUGCUGCUAAGAUGCCACUGAGCGCACUGCAAGGGCUCUACGGUCAGACUGAGGGAACGGUCCUGUACUGGGCUCACCACGAAAAGCUGUGUCUUGUCGACGGUAAGACCGCCUUCAUGGGAGGACUGGACCUGUGCUACGGGCGUUGGGACACGAACCAGCACGCCAUCGCCGACGCCCACCCCGGCAACCUCGACGACAUUGUUUUCCCCGGCCAGGACUACAACAACGCGAGGGUGAUGGACUUUCAAGAUGUCAAGAACUGGCAAAACAACAAGCUCGACCGGACGAAGAACUCACGCAUGGGCUGGUCUGAUGUGUCCAUCUGCAUAAGCGGCCCGGCGGUCCAGGAUUUGCAGAACCACUUCGUCCAGAGGUGGAACUUCAUCUACGCUGAGAAGUACACUGUUCGAAAAGACGCCAGAUACGCGCCCCUUACCUUCCCGGGAACUGUCAGCGGUUACGGCGACGGCGCGCCUCCGGGAGCGUUUCCCUCAUAUUCCGAACAGAGUUACCGAGGAGUGGAAGGUGAAGAAUUUGGCCGCGAGCGAAGUUACGGUGGUGACUAUGAAAGCUCCCGGCGUGGUUAUGAUGAAGAGUACGACAGCCGCGGCCGUGGCUAUGGCGAUGAGUAUGAGAGCCGUGACCGUGGCUAUGGUGAUCCGUACGAAGGAGGACAAGACCGUAACUUCAGACGCGAAGCUUACGAAAGGGGUGAGCGGGCGCUCUUCCAUGGCCACGAGGGCGGCAUCCGCGACAGGCUCAAGGAUCGGCUUGGCGAAGAACUUCAGGGGAGACAUGAUCAUCUGGGUGUCGGCCGUCGCACAGGCUCUCGCCCGGCUACAGCUGGUGCACGUGGCCCCGCUGCCAUACAGUUGACCAGGAGUAGUGCGAAAUGGAGUCAUGGUAUCGUUGUCGAGCACUCAAUCGCAAACGCAUACAUGGAGGUCAUCCGCAACAGCCAGCAUUUCAUCUACAUCGAGAACCAGUUCUUUAUCACCGCGACUGACGACAAGCAGAAGCCCAUCAAAAACAAGAUCGGAGCCGCCAUCGUCGAGCGCAUCCUACGCGCCGCACGGAACGGCGAGAAGUACAAGAUGAUCGUCAUGAUGCCCGCCGUUCCCGCCUUCGCCGGCGACCUCAAGAGCGAUGAUGCGCUGAGUACCCGUGCGAUCAUGGAGUUCCAGUACACUUCCAUCAACCGAGGCAACGGACACAGCAUCAUGGAGUCCAUCGCUAGGGAGGGCUUUGACCCGACACAGUACAUUCGCUUCUACAACCUUCGGAGCUACGACCGCAUUAACGUUAGUGGUGCCAUGAAGGCGGCGGAGCAGCAGAGCGGAGUCUCGUAUGAAGAGGCAAGACAGAAGCACGAUGAGGCAUACGCAUACGGUGCACAGGAGGGAUACGGCCAGCCCGCUCCGUACGAGAUGGAGGGCGGAUACGGCCGGGGCGACGCCUACCAAGCGUACCAGCAAGGUGCUGCACAAAUAGGCAACCGCAAAGGACUAGGAAGCGGCCGCUGGGAUUCCGUCAGCGAAUGUUACAUGCUUGGCGGCGAAGACAUUCGCAAUGUGCCCUGGGAGGGCGGCAACAUGGAUGAGAUCGACGCGUUCGUGAGCGAGGAGCUGUACAUCCACUCAAAGCUCCUCAUCGCCGACGACCGCGUCGUAAUCUGCGGCAGCGCAAACCUAAACGACCGCUCCCAACUCGGCGACCACGACUCCGAGAUCGCCGUCGUAAUCGAAGACCCGACGCCCUGCGACUCCCUCAUGAACGGGCGGCCCUGGCGCGCCUCCCGCUUCGCCGCCUCGCUCCGCCGCGAGAUCUUCCGCAAGCACCUCGGCCUCGUGCGGCCGCAAAACUACGAGGUCCCCGACGCGAACUACGAGCCCGUCGGCGCGCCGAACCUAUAUGACUGGGGCAGCGAGGAGGACCGACUCGUCACGGAUCCGCUGGACGAUGGGUUCCUGCAUUUCUGGAAUCGGCGCGCGAAGAUCAACACGGAUGCGUUUGCGAGGUUGUUUCAUCCCGUGCCGUAUGAUGGCGUCAGGAACUGGAAGCAGUAUGAGGAGUUUUAUGGGCGGUUUUUUAGCCCGCCGAAGGAUGAGAAGGGCAAGGAGAAGAAGCCGAGUAGGUACCAGUGGGGGCAUGUUGUGGCGGAGGAGUUUGGGGGGGAUGUCAGGGCCGUCAAAGAGGAGUUGGCGAAGAUUAGGGGGACGCUUGUUGAGAUGCCGUUGUUGUUUCUCAAGGAGGAGGAUAUCGCGCAGGAGGGGCUCGGGCUGAAUGCAUUUACGGAGGAUGUGUAUACGUAG
Molecule: messenger RNA, 3120 nt
Organism: Coniosporium apollinis CBS 100218
Lineage: Eukaryota; Fungi; Ascomycota; Dothideomycetes
Exons: 7
Coding region: 1-3120 (1039 amino acids)
Biological process (GO): cell motility; phosphatidic acid biosynthetic process; intracellular signal transduction
Molecular function (GO): D-type glycerophospholipase activity
Source: RefSeq, a predicted model, not a curated record